AUGCCAUCACGACAAGACACCAUCGCAUUGCUUACCUCCCCAGCCACCCCACCCCAAGACGCAACCUGUAGCAUCUGCCACGACCCUCUUAACGACGCCGUCGAAGUAGCCUGUGGUAAUCACCACGUCUACUGCCGCAAGUGUAUUACCGAAUGGCUAGAGGUUGGUCAUACGUGCCCGACAUGCAGGGUAGCACUACAUGACGAGGGUCAAGGCGAAGGUGAGGAAGAGGAGGCGGAGUUUGAUGAGGAGGAGUAUCGGGAUGCCCUGUUGGAUUUCAUCGAUGAGAUGAAUGCCAUGACUUCGGAGGAGUUGCAGUUCAAUAUUAGGCAGUGGGUUGAGGAGACUGCCGCGUUGGGCAAUGCGUAA
This is a messenger RNA of Fulvia fulva, 369 nucleotides long. RefSeq lists its product as uncharacterized. The record is from RefSeq and is a predicted model, not a curated record. The coding region runs from base 1 to 369 and encodes 122 amino acids. The transcript has a single exon. Lineage: Eukaryota; Fungi; Ascomycota; Dothideomycetes; Mycosphaerellales; Mycosphaerellaceae.